CCAGACAAGAAAAAACCCUCGCUUUAUUGAUUCCGCAUCACCAUCUCUCGUCUCGCCUCGCGUUUCUUGCUGCUAGCGACGACUCCGAAACCUCGGCACCAAGACAAGUCGCGUCGCGUUCCUGAACCGGGCUUCGAUCCGACCAACUCCGAUGGAGCGCGAGAAGCGGCCGGCGUCGCUGCUCGGGACGCUCCGGACGGCGGUCAACAAGGUGCGCUUCCUGCUCUCCUUCCGCGCCACGCGCUGGAUCCUCACCUCCAUCGCCGGCCGGAGCCCCGGGGCCGCCGGCAACGCGGCCACGCAGCGCCGCCUCAGCUUCGGCUCGCGGCAGCCGAGCCUGCUCGACGCGGAGGACGACCGAAGCUCCCCUUCCACGUCCACGAGCGCCGGGCCGUCCAGGACGGCGAGCCUCGGGGCAACCACCGUGUCGCGCACCAGCAGCGCGGCCUACUCGAGGUCCGCCUCGUCCGGCGCCGAGACGUCGUCGUCUACCUCGGGCAGCGGGUCCUCGCCGGCGGGGGACGACGACAUCGACCGCCGCGCGGAGCUCUUCAUCGCCAACUUCUACAGGCACAUCCAGAUGGAGCGCCAGGUCUCGCUGCAGCUGCGCUACUGCAGGGCGGACAGCAUGCAGGACAGGACGCCUCCCAGGCUCAUCUGAUUUCAUUUCAUUCGAUUUGAUUUUAUUUCAUUUGUUUUCGUCCGCCGAUAUACCUACCGAUAUGGAUCUUCGUGUGAAAAUUCAUAAAUAGUGUAUGUGGAUUUAGAUGGAUGGUUUUUGUUCCAUCAUUUCUGCGAGUCUUAUGCUUGUUUUUUUAGUAUCUCCAACAGGAUUAAUUUGUUUUGUAAGAUGGAGAUCCGAGAGUGUAAUAAGUAGAAAUAAGGCAAUAACGACCAUCUCUUCGGUACCAAUUUUUAA
Messenger RNA from Lolium perenne, 919 nucleotides. RefSeq lists its product as uncharacterized. The record is from RefSeq and is a predicted model, not a curated record. Lineage: Eukaryota; Viridiplantae; Streptophyta; Magnoliopsida; Poales; Poaceae.